AUGAAGUCACCAAUCUAUCUGCUUACUACGCUCCUUCCUCUUGUCGCGCAGCUUACCGGAGCAACCCCUACAGCGGAUCAUGCCGAUUAUGACUCCCUUGAGGAGAGAGCCGAAGGCUUCUCCAUUGGAGACAAACAAGCCAAACAAGGUCCCUGCACAAUUGAAAGGCCAUUUCAGUAUUAUAAGUAUCCGUGCGACUCGAGUGAUAGGGUUGGCGGAGCCCGUCGUGGUGAGCAAUGGCAGUCCUCUUGCAAGUACAAAAAUUGGUACAAGACCAAAAACGGGUGGUGGGCUAAGCAAGAAAAUAAGCCUCGAAACUGUCGCGUGUCAGAGACUCUGGAGAUUCGCAAUUUGAAUAGCCUUCCUGGAGCCAUUGGCAUUUAA
Messenger RNA from Aspergillus pseudonomiae, 384 nucleotides. RefSeq lists its product as uncharacterized. The coding region runs from base 1 to 384 and encodes 127 amino acids. Lineage: Eukaryota; Fungi; Ascomycota; Eurotiomycetes; Eurotiales; Aspergillaceae. The record is from RefSeq and is a predicted model, not a curated record. The transcript has 4 exons.